Petromyzon marinus (sea lamprey) is the source of this 4420-nucleotide messenger RNA. RefSeq lists its product as uncharacterized. Lineage: Eukaryota; Metazoa; Chordata; Hyperoartia; Petromyzontiformes; Petromyzontidae. The record is from RefSeq and is a predicted model, not a curated record. Gene Ontology annotation, cellular component: cytoplasm. Gene Ontology annotation, molecular function: tRNA binding; nucleotidyltransferase activity; double-stranded RNA binding. Gene Ontology annotation, biological process: regulation of translational fidelity.
GUGAAGACAGGUGAGAGGUCUCACCUCCACCUCCUCCCCCUCCCCGAGAUAAAGAGACUCUCCGUCGAGUACUCUAGGGUGGCAGAGACGCGAGAGUCUGACACGUUCCGCUUCGUAUCCCGCAGACCCCGCGGACCUCGUGUCGCGUGUCUCCUCUCUCCGUCUCUCUCGCUUCUCUUCGCGCUAUUUCGUCUCGUGUCGCGUCUCUCUGCGUCGAGACGAUAGCGUCUCUGUUGCGUCUCGCGUAGCUGUGUCUCGUGUCGGUCGCGUCUCUGUGCGUGUCGCGUCUCUGCGCGGUGUCUCGUGUCGCGUCUCUGUGCGGCGUCUCGUGUCGCGUCCUUGUGUCGCGUCUUUGCGCAGCGUCUCUGUGUCGCGUCUCUGUGCGUGUCGCGUCUCCGCGUCGCGAUGUCCGGCACGGGGGGUGAGAGCCGCGGUUUCGCCGCCGUGCUCUACAGCGAGCCCGGCGUGCUCGGCCUCCUCGCCAACGCCGUGAGCGCGCUGCUCGUGGCCAUGCACAACUUCUCGUCGCACCGCGCUGCAGAGCAGCUCUCACCCACCAACAACAUCCUGUCCGGCGUGCACCUGGUUCUCAUCGGCGGCGUGACCCAGCUGGUGGCCGGCCUCCUGACCUUCCGCAAGUUCGACCACCUGGGCGGCACGGCUUUCCUGGCCUUCGCCGCACUCUGGAGCGGCUUCGGAGCUUCACGAAUCAUCUCCGGGGCCGUGACCCUCGCCGCCGCCGUCAACUCGACGGCCAACAACCUCACGGCCUUCGCGGUCGUCCAGAACGCGACGGCUCCCGACGCGUUCGUGUCGGACACGGCGGUGGCGAGCCUCGUGGCGUACAUCUGCGUGUCGGCCAUCCUCGCCUUCUGCUCCGCCACGGCCAACUACAUCAUGCCGCCCGUGUUCGGGGCCAUCACCGCCGUGCUGGUGUUCGAGGCCGUGCUGGCCGCGUACCCGCUGGGCUGGGCGGCUCCCGUGGCGGGCUCCCUCGAGUUGAUCAUCCUCGCGGCGGGCCUCUACGGCUCAGUGGCGCUGCUGCUCAAGGGCAUCACGCAGCGCUACGUGCUGCCGGGCUUCGGCAACGCGCUCUUUAACGUCCUGCUGCUGGGCGCGGGCAAGGCGGCGAGCGGAGGCGGCGGCGGCGGUGGAGGCGGUGGCGGCGCGGGUGGCAACGAGCGCAAGAAGAACACCAAGUACGCCGAGCCCAUGGCGCUCUGCUGUCUCUGCGACGCCGUCGCCGCCGUGAUCCUCGCCUUCUACUGCUUCGGUUUCCCGCACACGUUUACCGCGGGCGCGCUCUGGCUCAGCGUCAACUCCGGGCCGCAGCUGCUCGCCGCCUACUACGCGUUCCUGCGCGAGGACGCGUACCACGGGGCCAAGUCGGUGCUGCGCUGCGUCUUCUGGCUGGUGCACGCGUGGCAAGAAUUCGUGGUGUCCACCGAGCAGGUCGCCCUCGCCUCGGCUGCCGCGGGCGAGCUCGACUCGGCGCAGCUGGCGAUGGUGGGCGACUGGUUCCUGCUGGUGGCGGCGGUCGUGCUGCUGCUCGUGUCGCUGGACAGGGACGUCCUGGAGACCGCCGAGAAUUCGACCUUCGCGCUGCUCGCCGUGGCGGCCAUCCCGCAGAUCCCGGCGAGGGCGCGCUACGCGUUCCUGGGCGCCGCGUGCUGCGCGCACGCCGCCGUGAGCCUGUACGCGACGUUCGCCCGGCUCAUCAACUCCAUCGCCGAGAAGCCGCUCGUCCCCAUCGGAGCCGUGCCCCUCACCACGCAGCGCCUGCGGGCCUUCCUGGGCGCGCUCCGCAGGUGCUGCUGCAGCAGCAGCAGCGGAAGCAACGACGAGGCGGGCAACAACCAGCCCGGCCCCUCCAUGGCGCAGCUGUCAGACGCCGCGUUCUACCUGUGCAACGGCGUGGCCGCGAUGUCCGCGCUGCACUCGACGGAGCCGCUCCGCGCUCGCCUCUCCCUGCCCUGGGUGCUGCUGCCCGGGGCUCUGCUGCAGCUGUUUGUGGCCCGGGUUGGACUCCUGCGCCCGGCGUCCGGCGGAUCCGUGAUGCCCUUCUGCUACGCCGCCUUCUGGGCUGUGUGGGCUUGGCUGCGGCUGGCGGGUUUCUCCCUGAAUAUUUCUCCAGGCGAUGACACGGGGUUCACGGCAGGGGCAAUCGCUGGUCUCAUCAUCAACAUGUUCCUGAUAUUACUGGCCGCGUACGGGAACCUCGUCCUCCUCUUCCACACGCUCGUCAUGCAGAUCCUCGUCGUCUGCCUCCUCCUCUUCACACUCGAGAGCCUCCCCCAGCCACUAGAGGACGUGAUGCUGGCGCUGCUGGCGCUCAGCUGUGUGUACGGGGCACUCGCAUCGGUGUCAAACUGCGUCUUCGAGAGGCAGCUGCUGCCCCUGGGACGCGCCCUGCUGCGGGCCCCCGCCAGCCGCAGCUCGCAGACCCCCGCGGCCCCCCCGUGCGUGACCCCCGUGUCGCGGCGCACGAGCGGCCUGCGCGAGAUCGCGGAUCUGCUGGGGCGAGGGUCGGUGUGCGGGGUCCCCACGGACACCGUGUACGCGCUCGCCGCCUCGUGCCGACACCCGGGGGCCAUCGAGCGCAUCUACGCCAUCAAGGACCGGCCCCAGGAGAAGCCGGUGUGCAUCUGCAUCUCGAGCCUGGAGCAGCUCGCGUCCGUGCGCCCCCCCUUCAGCCCCCUGCUCUGGGAGUUCAUGAGCGGCGUCUACCCGGGGGGCAUCAGCUGCAUCGUGCCCAAGGGGGACUGGCUGCUGCGACUCGGUGUGGGGGAAGCGUACGACCUGGUGGGCACAGCGGACAGCAUCAUGAUCCGCGUGCCGGACAGCACCGUGGCGUCGCACCUCGUGUCCAUGACCGGCCCCAUCGCCAUCACCUCGGCCAACCCGAGCGGGGAGCCCGACAGCACCCACCACGACAUGGUCAUCCGGCGCCUGGGCGACAAGCUGGACGGGGUUCUGUGCGACGGAGACUCCAACGAGUCGGUGGCGUCCACCGUGGUCAACUGCCUCGACAUCGACGGGGAGGGAAUCCGCAUCCUGCGUGAAGGCUGCGUCCCGGCGGCCAAGGUUCACCAGAUCUUCGAGCGAGUGAAGGCGCAGAGAGAUUGAGGAGGCGAUAGGCGACCCAGACAGGAGUGAAGACCGGGAGUGCAGAUGGAGUCACAAUCACGGGGGGGGGGGGGGGGGGGGGGCAGGGGAGGGCGAGGUGGUGCAUCGGAAAUAAUCUUGGUUGAAGAUUAUCAAAAAACUAAUAUUGCGUUGACACUCAACUUCUGGAAUUAAAACAAUUAAUUCGGGGGUUGGGGGGUGAUGGGUACACGUCGCGGGCUGUGUAAUGUUUGAACGUAGGCCAGCUGCUAAAGUGCGCGCCUGGAGGUUUGCAGCAAGGGCAGUGAUCGCAUUAUUAAAGUAUGACAUGCGAUUUUUGGCAAGUGGAAUUGCCGAGUACGUACAGAAGAUAAUGAGUGUAUAUUUGUUUGUACAUAGCAUCUGAUAAAAAAUGUCUAUUUAAUACCAUUAAGGUUCGAUAAACUGUUAUAGUCUGAGUCUCAAACUGCUCUUCAAUGCGUCGCCAUCGAUAUGCAAAAAAAACGAAACUUGAACUCGCGAAAAUCGCGUCUCGUCGUGCGCAUUGAACGCGGCCCGGUUCGCGUUACAACCUUCUGGCGCUAGAGACCGCUACAAUCACUACAAUGUAAAAAAAAAACGUUUAAAUUAUGAAAGAGUCGCUCCUCCGUUUACAUUUAUUCCCGACUGCUUAUGUGUGUGGAUGGUGGCACCGACUCCAUGCAUUGACUAAACGAUGGUGUUUGUUCUCACGAUUAGCUGCCAAUGACAAUGAUAAUUUUAUGAUGACGGUGUUGGUUAUAAUGUGGUGAGGAUGACGAUGGUGAUGAUUGUUGUAUGUGUGCUUGUUGAACUUACGCAACCGACCGUGCUAAUCGCAGGUGCAGGGGAAGCACAACAAACUAACAGAAACAAACUACAGUUCUAAAGAAGUGAGUUUUAAAUGUAGAUUUAAAAGUGCCUACCUCCAAUGGCUUCCUAACAUUGGGAGGAAGAGCGUUGUGAUGAUGAAUUGUUGAUGAUUGCGAUAGACAGGAUGUUGGUAAAUAAUGUGGUGGUGAUGAUGGUGAUGGUUAUGAUGGUGCUUGUUAUUGAUGCAUGAUGAGAGUGGUGAUGAUGAUGAUGAUGAAGUAAGGAAUCAGGGAACUAUAAUUGCGCAAAUGUCCCAGUGCAAUAAUGAUUAUGGGAUGCUCAAAACAUAAUGUUCGUUGUGUUGUUGUUGUGCAGCGAGGGGCGCAUGUCGUGAUCGCUAUUUAUUCUGUGCUGUACACUGGUGUUGUGUUGUUGUGCCUAUGGACGGUGCUGGAUCACCAACAAAUACAAUGCAUUUCACCAA